GAUGGCUGCACAUGUUUGAACUGCCUGUGAUGCUCCAAGGGGAAAAAAGAGGAGAAGAGGGAUAGACAGAAGCCUGAUCUCAGCGGGAGACGCGUUUUGUUCCUCAUUUGUUUGGAAGAUAAGCAAAUUUGCCAAUGCCAGCCGAAGUGAAGGAGGAGCAGGGUUCGGAGGGGCCUCCAGUGCUGCCCUUGUCCCAGGACAUGAAGGAGGGGGCCCCGGACCCCCCAGGAGCUCUGGACAACUGCGACGAACUGGACACGCCCACUUCUAUCGCCUCCGCCGUGACCUCCACCAACGAGAGCUCCACCGAGACGGACACGCCCCAGCAGACCGACACAGAGGAGUCGAAGGCGGUGGAUCCAGAGCUUAAACCCGAUCAGAUCGACGCCCAAGCGGCUCUGAACGAAGCCGUGGAGAGUCUGCUGACGCUGGGCUCGCCUGAACUCACGUCUACCCCCGUGACUCAAGAUAACACUCCAGCAGACACGCCAGCUCCUGAGGCCGACUCCACCCUGUCCGGCCCCAUCACGCUGACCACAAACACCACGACCACGACCACUGCCCCUCAGCCCGACACCCCAGCGGCGCCCCCUGAGAGCCGGGUCUACGCCCUCCCGGAUGGCUACAGGACCAUCGGCGGAGACUUGUGCGGCGGCGGAUACGGGAGCUUGUCCAGGGCCACGCUUCACGGGUACUGGCCGGCGAAGACCUUCCAACCCGGAGCCCACUACACCUUGCCGUUCCUCAGAGACAGCUACACGCCGUCCAUCCUGGGGAGUCAGACGGAAGAGGAGGGUCUGCGCGAACGUGCGGAAACACCGUGCGAUAUGAAAGAUCACCCGGCGAGCACCUACGCGACGCUGGGGGGAAUACACCCGUUUAGACCCAUCACCACCAUGGAGCUUCUGAGAGAGCCCUCGAGAACCAGGUCUGGAUACGACGAUGCGUUCAUGGCGCAGCUGGAGGGCAACUUGAACCCGUUCCUCCAGGCCAUGUGCCGCGCUCAGACCUUACAGUUCCCCCACAAACGCAGCAGCAUGGUCAGCCUGGACAGCAUCCGCAGAGACCCGAGAUGGAGGGACCCGAACCUGCAGGAAGUCAUCGCGAUGCUCAACCACCCCAUGGACCCGGUCAAGUCCAACGCCGCUGCCUAUCUGCAGCAUCUGUGUUACGAGAACGACCACAUCAAGCAGGAGGUGCGGCAGCUUAACGGCGUGCCUGUGCUCGUCGAGCUGCUGGACCAUCCCAAACCGGAAGUCCACCGCAAAGCAUGUGGAGCCCUGCGCAAUAUUUCCUUUGGCAAAGACCACCAAAACAAAAUGGCGAUAAAGAAUUGUGACGGGAUCCAGGCGUUAGUUCGAUUGUUAAGAAAGACCAGCAGCGUGGAGGUGAAAGAGCUCGUCACAGGAACUCUCUGGAACCUCUCCUCGCACGAGCCUCUGAAGAUGUCCGUCAUCAACCACGGCCUUCAAACCCUGACAGAUGAAAUCAUCAUCCCUCAUUCCGGCUGGAGGAGAGACACGAGUGACCCCUCCAAAAUGCAGAGCGCGGAGUGGACGACCGUUUUCAAGAACACCUCUGGAUGUCUGAGGAACGUGAGCUCGGACGGGGCAGAGGCGCGCCAGAGGUUGAGGGAGUGCGAGGGGCUGGUGGACGCUCUGCUUCAUGCCCUUCAGACCGCCGUGCUGACCAAGGACACGGACAAUAAGUCUGUGGAGAACUGCGUGUGCAUUUUGAGAAACCUCUCCUACCACGUCCACAAAGAAAUCCCCGGAGCCGAGCGUUUUCAGGAGCCCCACAUGAUGAGAUCAGGAGGUCACCCGCGGAAGAAGAGCGAGCACGACUGUUUUGGUGGAAAAAGGCCCAAAGAGGAGUGGUUCAAUCAAGGUUGGAAAAAUGGCUUUAUGGACAGAAAGUAUGGUACAUUGGAUUUACCUAAACGCCCUGAGCAAAUGAAAGGUUUGGAGUUGCUGUAUCAGCCUGACGUGGUGCGGCUGUACCUGGCUCUACUCACCUGUAGCCACAACCACAACACUCUAGAGGCGGCGGCCGGGGCUCUGCAGAACCUCGCAGCCGGACAGUGGGCUUGGUCAAGCUACAUCCGAGCCACGGUCAGGAAGGAGAAAGGGCUGCCCAUUCUGGUGGAGCUGCUGCGGUCGGAUGUGGACAAGGUGGUGCGAGCUGUGGCCAUCGCGCUCCGUAAUCUGGCCAUGGACAGGAGAAAUAAGGACCUGAUCGGCAGCUACGCUUUACGAGACCUCGUGGGCAACCUGCCAUGUGGACAACAGCAUCCGGCAAAGAACCUGGAAGGAGACACGGUCGUUUCCAUUCUGAACACCAUCCACGAGAUCAUCACCGACAGCCCCGAGAACGCCCGAGCUCUGAUACAAGGACACGCCGUGCAGAAACUGGUGGCCAUCAACAAGUCGAGCCAAUCAGUGCGAGAGACCAAGGCCGCCUCUCACGUUCUGCAGACAAUAUGGGCGUACAAGGAUCUGCGACACACUCUGACCAAAGCGGGCUGGACCAAGAGUCACUUUAAGCCGCCGUCGACUGGGGUGACCAAAAAGUCCAAGAGCGGGAAGCAGAGCGGCGACGACAUCACCUUACCGCUCAUGGAUAAAAACCAAGAUGUGUAUUCCACCUUGGAGCCAAAUGACAGAGUCGGCGACGGGAAGGGGUCAGUGGUGGAGAGAGAGGGUCUUCAGGCAAUCAAUGAGAGGAAGCACUUCAUCCGAGCUGGCCGUCCUGCCGUGGGGCUUAUGGACAACAAACCCCCUCCGUUAGACUCGUGGGUCUAAACCCGGAACCAGCCCGACCCAUGUAGAGACACUUCAUCUGUGACAUACAGACCUGUGCCAUCUGAUCAUAUCGACAAAAAAUAUCUUUGUUUACCUUGAAAUACGUGCCAAACCUUUAUUUAUUAAGGAUCUUCUGGAGAUAGACUUGAAGGAUUUUGUCAUUUAGGAGGAAAUAUUUACAAUAUAGCCUAAAUAUGCAAAGUGUGGUGUAACUCCAAAGAAUAUACGUGAUAAGAUCAAUUUUUACAUACACUAAAAAGAGUUUUGACUCAAAUGAAUGGUCAGUAUUUCCAUUAGUUUUGCGCUGUUGACCCGAUCCAGAAGAACUAUAUCUGCUGUGUAUUUGAGGGUAGAAUUAGCAGGAAUAUGAAUAAAACAUAUUCAGAGGAUUUGAUAUUAACUUUCCUUAUGACAAAGCUGCCAGUCGUCAGACAAGACUAAGAACGGUCUAAAAAGGUUUCUUAAAGGCAAACGUGAAUGUAAAUGUGUAACAAAGGACUGUUAAUAAUUUAAAAGAAGGCAUUUAUAUUGUAAUAUUUAUUGUAAUACCCAUGUUAUUAAUCUGAGGCCAUACAUGUGAAAUAGCUACUACCAGUUAAGCGAUCCUACAUUCAAGAAACUGCUUUGUAGUGAUCCUUUUUUGCAUUGCUAUGUUGAAUGAAAAUAAACAUAAAUUAUUACUGUA
Periophthalmus magnuspinnatus is the source of this 3486-nucleotide messenger RNA. RefSeq names its product ARVCF delta catenin family member a (gene arvcfa). Gene Ontology annotation, cellular component: adherens junction; nucleus; plasma membrane. Lineage: Eukaryota; Metazoa; Chordata; Actinopteri; Gobiiformes; Gobiidae. The transcript is spliced from 16 exons. Gene Ontology annotation, molecular function: cadherin binding. The record is from RefSeq and is a predicted model, not a curated record. Gene Ontology annotation, biological process: cell-cell adhesion; cell-cell junction assembly. The coding region runs from base 135 to 2801 and encodes 888 amino acids.